AGGAAACAUUUGACAGCGUGACCCCGGGACCCAGUAAGAGCGCAGCAUGAGGGGAUGUGUAUAAAUGUUUCGCCAACCACAUGGGGCCACAGUCGCUCUACUUGAUUAGACUGUCUCAACUGGACCUCUGAGACAAAGAUGAAUCUUCAAACUCUCUCCAUCGUCCUGCUGGUCAUUUCUUAUGCCCAGGCUUUCCAGUACAUCAAGCUGGUCCAGUAUGUUGAUGACCAUCAGGAAGAAUACGUUGAGGCUCUUAGGGACUGGGUUGCAAUUGAAAGUGACUCAAGUAACAUUCAGAAAAGACCAGAGCUUCACCGCAUGAUGGAGAUGGUGGCUCAGAAGCUGCGACUGAUGGGAGGAACCGUAGAACUGGUGGACAUCGGAGAGCAAGAGCUUCCAGAUGGGCAGACAAUAACAUUGCCAAAAGUAGUGACAGCUCAGUUUGGUAGUGACCCCAGCAAACACACAGUCUGUGUCUACGGUCACGUGGACGUCCAACCGGCAAAGCUUGAGGAUGGCUGGGCUACCGAUCCCUACAACCUGACAGAUAUCAGUGGUAAUCUGUAUGGAAGAGGAACAUCAGACAACAAGGCUCCAGUUUUAGCCUGGAUCCACGCUGUAAAGGCAUACCAAGCCCUCAGUAUGGUCCUGCCAGUGAACGUGAAGUUUCUCAUUGAAGGCAUGGAGGAGACGGGCUCUAACGGCCUGGAUGCCAUGAUCCUUGCCCAGAGAGACACUUUCUUCUCUGAUGUGGACUACAUCAUCAUUUCUGACUGUGGCUGGCUGAGCAGACGGCCUGCCCUAACCUACGGCACCAGAGGGAACUGCUACUUUUUUGCUGAGGUUGAAGGGCCUACGCAGGACUUACAUUCUGGUGUUUAUGGAGGUGCAGUGAUCGAACCAAUGACUGACCUCAUAGGCAUUCUGGACACACUAAUCAGCCCCAGCGGAAGGAUUCUGAUUCCAGGCAUCCAGGAAGCAGUGGCUCCUCUUUCGGAUGAAGAAUGGAAAAUGUAUCAGGAUAUUGAGUUUGAUGUGAACCACUUCAAGAACAAGACUGGUGUCAACCAUCUCAUGUACAAUAACAAGGUAGACUUGUUGGCCCAUAGGUGGCGCUACCCCACUGUUUCUAUCCACGGUAUCAUGGGGGCCUUCUCUGACCCUGGCACUAAGACUGUCAUCCCUGCUAAGGUUACUGCUAAGUUUUCAAUAAGACAAGUCCCUGACAUGGACCCAGCUAUGAUCAAGAAACAGGUGACUCACUACCUUCACUCCGUGUUUGCCAAGAGGAAAAGUCCUAACAAGCUGAAAGUUACCAUGGUGAUUGGGGCCAAGCCCUGGCUGGCUGAUACUCAGCAUCCUCUCUAUGAGGCUGGAAAAACAGCAAUCAAGAGAGUUUUCAACAUGGAACCUGAUCUGAUCCGUGAAGGCGGGACCAUCCCUAUCGCCAGAACCUUCCAGGAUGUGACUGGGAAAAGCAUCAUCAUGAUGCCCAUCGGAGGCUUUGAUGAUGGAAUGCAUUCCCAGAAUGAAAAAAUGAGCAGGUACAACUAUAUCGAAGGAACCAAGUUAUUCAUCGCCUACCUGAAUGAAGUCGCCCAGAUUACCAAGACCAGUACAACUAUAUCGAAGGAACCAAGUUAUUCAUCGCCUACCUGAAUGAAGUCGCCCAGAUUACCAAGACCAGUGGGUGAUCAUUAAAAGAAGACAUCCAUCCGUCCCUCCUUCCCCCACACCAUCCCUCCAUUAUCUAUCUAUCUAUCUAUCUAUCUAUCUAUCUAUCUAUCUAUCUAUCUAUCUAUCUAUCUAUCUAUCUAUCUAUCUAUCUAUCUAUCUAUCUAUCUAUCUAUCAUUUUUUUUCAUCUCUUUGUGUAUAUUCAGUGUUAGUUAUGCUCCAUGUCAUGCAUUACUGUAAUACUGUAACGCUGGGUUUGUCUCAUGAAGUAAAAAUAAACUAAUACAGAACUGUGUUUGCAUGUUAAAUGAAAAAAGAAACUUUCAUGUUGUAUAAUAAGGUAUUAAAGUGGUAAUACAGAGUCACAUGCCACAUUGUUCACUAAGUCAUUUCUAAAGUUGAAGUGGAAGUUUUUCUUUCCAUCUUUUAGAGAAACUGAAGAUACAUAUAGAUGUUCUGGUGCUGGGAGGUGCGGCAGGGUCCAGUUUGUUUCUGAUGUUAAAGAACUGUGCUAAUAAAAACAUGUAUUCUAAAAACUGA
Molecule: messenger RNA, 2215 nt
Organism: Girardinichthys multiradiatus
Lineage: Eukaryota; Metazoa; Chordata; Actinopteri; Cyprinodontiformes; Goodeidae
Gene: cndp1
Product: carnosine dipeptidase 1
Exons: 13
Coding region: 139-1659 (506 amino acids)
Biological process (GO): proteolysis
Cellular component (GO): cytosol
Molecular function (GO): dipeptidase activity
Source: RefSeq, a predicted model, not a curated record